GACGUACCUUCACGCAUGCGUGGACCAAUCGUGGAAGAGGAAAAAACAAGAUGUCGUUUCAUAAAGAAGACAAUAUGUCUAUAAUAGUUUUGUCUUCUUAAUCAGUGCGUACGUGUACUCAAAAAUGUUGUUUGAUAGAGAAAACGUCGUUUAUAUUUGUUUGUGUUCGAUACAUUGGUUAAAGUGCACUUUGACGCUUUUCUUGCGAGCUUAGCUUGUUAGUGCAUUAGCUUAGCAUUUUAUCUGCUAACACCUCACUAUGGAGAGAUCGAGUGUGAAGUGUUGUGAUUGUGUCAAACUGGGCGAAAGAACGUAUGAAGAGGAUAGUUCUUCAACAAAAGAGAAGAACGAAUAACAACGACUGGAAGCUGUUUUCAAUAAACAUCAAGUUUCUUGGAAACGCAGAAGUAAACACAGAACAGGCGGGCGUGUAAAGUGUUGUGAUUCUGUGAAAGAACGACGGCAAAAUAGGAGGCACUUUCUCCAACAAAAGAGGACAACGCCCGACAACAUCAACAAGUUCACGCUGUUUUCAAGAUCCAUCAACUAGUGUAACACAGAACAGAGCACCACCAGUUUAUAGAGGAAGAGGAGGAACUGUGGAUCACUGAGGAGAAAGAGAGUGUCUUCUCGAAGAGGAGGAGACUGAUCCAACUAAGUUUCCACUGACCGUUGUCUCUGUCCAAACUAAAGUCGUAAAUCUAAUCAUUUGAAUUUCAGGCCUUAGAAUGUAUUAAUUCCUAUAAAAAAUGUCAUAAAAAGUCAUACAUUUGUCUUUGAAAGGUCUUAAAAAAAUGUGUUUUUAAAAUCAAGGCAUGAACUAAUUCACUGUACAGGCUGGUCAGAAUUUAUGGAGCAGUGUUGUGUAUGUUUAGAACAGAGUUGAGUUAGCGGCGGCCUCGACUUGUUUUUUCCCUGUAAAUAAUGUUGUAAAGAGCGCAGUGUUUGUCCCCCACUUAGAUUUUAGGCCUGUUCAUACAAUAACCUGGUUUUCUUUGGUACAUGUCUGUAAAUGUACUGAAGGCCUCAUGUGGCUGAGCAAAUCUGAACGUUUCUAAAGCAUGUGUUUGUCUUCUUGUGUCCUGCAGGCGUCUGUGAAAAACAUCCUCUCCCUGAGCGGCACGAGUGAAGCUUUAGAAUGGAGCAGGAGGAGCCACAAACCCCCUACAUUAAAGAGGAAGAGGAUGCGCCACAGUCCCCUCACAUAAAAGAUGAAGAGGAGGAACUCAGCAUCAGGAGGAAGGGAGAGCGGCUUGAAGUGUUGGAGGAGUUCACAGUGGUUGGUAAGAUUGAAUUGAGUAAGAUUAAAGGUGAAAGUGAGGAGAAGAGAGAGGCGGAGCCUCCAAGCAGCAGCUCAACUCAACACAUGACAACAAAAGCUGAUGGGGACCACUGUGGAGGAUCACAAGCAGACAAGAUCUUGGCUCCACUAUCAGAUAGUGACGACACUGAUGAUGAAAACUCUGAUGCUGAUAAGACAUGUCACACUGACAAUAAACACUUAAAAUGUUCUCAUUGUGGCAAAACUUUUAAUCGGCAUUCUCAUUUAAUAGUACACAUGAGAAUACACACUGGAGAAAAACCUUUUAACUGUUUAAUUUGCGGUAAAGCUUUUUCACAAAGUCAAACAUUGAAAAUACACAUGAGAAUACACACCGGAGAAAAAACGUUUACCUGUUCAAUCUGCGGUAAAGGUUUUGUACAAAGACAACAAUUGAAAGUGCACAUGCGAACACACACUGGUGAAAAACCUUUUAUUUGUUCAAUCUGUGGUAAAUGUUUUGUACAAAGACAUUAUUUAAAAUUACACAUGAGAAAACACACCGGAGAAAAACCUUUCUCUUGUUCAAUCUGUGGUAAAAGCUUUAUAAAAAGUCCCAGUUUGAAAGUACAUAUGAGAAUACACAGUGGAGAAAAACCUUUUAACUGUUCGAUCUGCCGUAAAGCUUUUUCUCAAAGUCAAAUAUUGAAAGUACACAUGAGAAUACACACUGGAGAAAAACCUUUUACCUGUCAAAUCUGUGGUCAAGGCUUAGUUCAAAGGCACCAUUUGACCGUACACAUGAGAAAACACAACGGUGAAAAAACAGAUUCCUGUUCAAUCUGCAACAAAAGCUUUGCUGACCGAUCAACACUUGUUAAACACAUGAGAAUACACACCGGUGAGAAAGUGUUUAGUUGCAGUGUGUGCAAUGAAAGUUUCGCUUAUAAGUACCAGUGUAAGAAACACACGUGUCCUGGUGAGAACAGCCAGUGAAGGUCCAGGCUUUUAAAUAAACUGUCAACUUUUUAUAAAGUUGACUCUACAACAUCAGCGCAUAUAACAUGUAAGACAUCAUAGUUUGUGUAACACAAUCUUGUUUAUAUGCUUUCACCUCUUUUCGAUUAGACCAGAGGUUUUUCCAAACUUUUUUCGCCAAGUACCACCUCAGAAAACUCAUGGCUCUCCCAGUACCACCGUGAUGACCAACAUUAAAUUAAAGCAGCAUAGUAGGCCUAAGUAUUCCUUACAAACAACGAAGAUGUUUUAUUUAACAAUUGUAUUUAAUAUAUUUGGCCACUGUAACAUUUCACACAGUUUGAACAGUAACUGUUCGAAUAUAGGGGGGGAAAGACGUGAUUAUUAGGCGUACCACUAAGUGGUACAUGUACCACAGUUUGAGCUUUCAAAAUAAUUAAAUGUGACAUAUUUUAAUUUCCACCGCAACCCCGAAAGAGGCAAGUGGUAGAAAAUAGAUGCAUGGAUGGGUAUUUGCUUUUUCUAAUUGUACAGGAUUCCAUAAAUGAACUAAUUUGUUGGAUACAUACUUUAUAUUUGUUAAAACCUUUGCUUUACAGUACACAUAAAUCUUUUAGCUAAUAUUUACUGGUUCACAUCUGAAAUGUUUUCUGUACCAGUUCUGGAAGCAUAUUAUCCACGUAAUACACCAUUUGAUCGUUUACUUUUCAAAUGUGCGCUUAUCUUCAUCAUUUGUUGGGUCUCGAUAAUCCAUUCUAGUAAUUAUUUACAUCACAGUCCUUUAUAAUAUGAAUAUUGUUUUGUUAUUGUUUUAUAUGUGUGUCCCCAGUCCUUUGUACAAUACGUAAUGUAUGCUUCAACAAAAGUUGGGUACAAUAAAUGUAGUCAAUAUUUCUUGAGUAUGUAUUUUGUUGUGUUUGAUUUUGCAGUCAUUUUUGAUAUGCUAUUCUUUGUAUGAUCUUGAUGUAGUUCCCAACUCAGUUUUUCAGCUAUAAUAAAUCCUGAUUAUAUUAAGUUUUA
Nerophis ophidion (straightnose pipefish) is the source of this 3259-nucleotide messenger RNA. Its product is annotated as gastrula zinc finger protein XlCGF8.2DB-like. The coding region runs from base 1139 to 2257 and encodes 372 amino acids. Gene Ontology annotation, molecular function: DNA-binding transcription factor activity; RNA polymerase II cis-regulatory region sequence-specific DNA binding. The transcript is spliced from 3 exons. The record is from RefSeq and is a predicted model, not a curated record. Lineage: Eukaryota; Metazoa; Chordata; Actinopteri; Syngnathiformes; Syngnathidae. Gene Ontology annotation, biological process: regulation of transcription by RNA polymerase II.